Messenger RNA from Callorhinchus milii (elephant shark), 3422 nucleotides. It is a transcript of the gene cmtr1, whose product is annotated as cap methyltransferase 1. Bases 119 to 2716 code for a protein of 865 amino acids. The record is from RefSeq and is a predicted model, not a curated record. Gene Ontology annotation, cellular component: cytoplasm; nucleus. Gene Ontology annotation, molecular function: nucleic acid binding; protein binding; methyltransferase cap1 activity. The transcript is spliced from 23 exons. Gene Ontology annotation, biological process: 7-methylguanosine mRNA capping. Lineage: Eukaryota; Metazoa; Chordata; Chondrichthyes; Chimaeriformes; Callorhinchidae.
UUGUUGACGGCGACUGACGGUUGAUGACGCAUGCGCACUGGCAGCGGGGCCUGGGCCUGGGCUGGUUUGCGGCCUCGCUCCCUCACGAGCCCCUGUGAGCCCGGCACCAGCCACAAAGAUGAAGCGCAGGGCCCCGGAGGCGAAGUUGGAGCGGCCGGAAAGCAAACUGCAGCGCAUAGAGGAACUGGGCCUCAACCUGAGCUCAACAUCGGACGAGGAGGCGCUGAGCGGCGGCGGAGGAGAGAGGAGCCGAGGUCGGGCAGCAGAAUUCACCAGCAGUGAUGAUGAGGAUAGUGACAGUGAGGGGGGCAGACCCUCAUUUGGUGGCCCCACUGGUUUUUCGGACUUUGGUCUUCGUUCGCUACAUGAUGGUUCUGCAGAAGACCUGCAGGAAGAAGGGCUGUCCAGCAAGUUCUCCAUGUACAACAGCUUCUCCCAAAAAUUGAUGAUGAAGAUGGGUUACCGUGAAGGUGCAGGUCUGGGUAAGUUUGAACAGGGCCGGAAGGACAUUGUAGAAGCCUCAACACAGCGAGGCCGUCGAGGCUUGGGGCUGAAGCUGAAGGUGUUUGACCGAGAGCUGAAUGUGCAGUGGCAGGAUGAUGGGCAGAAGUCUGACAAUCUCAGUGUGGCUUCCUCCAGUUUUCUGCCCAGUGUAUACGAGCAAGUGGAUUGGUUUCCUGAGUGCUCUGUGCCAGUGCCGGAUCUAGUGGAGCUGCGGGAUUGGAUGGUGAUCGGAAAGCGCAAAGAGGAGAUCGAGGAUGAGACAGAGUUCUGUGCUGGAGAGUUGCUGAAGAAUAUGCUACGGUGUAAGACUGUGUUUGACGAGCUGGAAGGAGAGGAAAUGCGUCGGGCCCGAACCAGGUCCAACCCCUAUGAGACCAUCCGUGGUGUGUUUUUCCUUAACAGAGCUGCCAUGAAGAUGGCAAACAUUGACCAUGUAUUUGAUUAUAUGUUCACAAAUCCAAAAGACUCAAACGGGAAACCGCUUGUUCGGGAUAAGGACGCAGAGUUGCUAUAUUUUGCUGAUGUGUGCGCGGGUCCUGGAGGAUUCUCUGAAUAUGUGCUGUGGCGGAGGAGGUGGAACGCCAAGGGCUUUGGCAUGACACUGAAGGGACCCUGCGACUUUAAGCUGGAGGAUUUCUUUGCCGCAUCCAGUGAGAUGUUUGAACCCUACUAUGGUGAAGGAGGAGUGGAUGGGGAUGGUGACAUCACACGGCCAGAGAAUAUCAGUGAAUUUCGGCGUUUCGUGCUGGAGAAUACUGAGCGAAAAGGUGUGCACUUCAUAAUGGCAGACGGGGGUUUUUCUGUGGAAGGACGGGAGAACCUACAGGAGAUUCUUUGCAAGCAACUACUACUGUGUCAGUUUCUGGUGGCACUGAGUAUCCUCAGGACAGGCGGUAAUUUUCUGUGUAAAACCUUUGACCUGUUCACGCCAUUCAGCGUGGGGCUAAUUUACCUGCUGUACACCAGCUUUGAGAGAGUCUCGCUGUUCAAACCAGUAACCAGCCGUCCAGCCAACUCCGAACGGUAUGUGGUGUGUCGGGGGUUGAAACCAGGGAUCGAUGCCGUUCGGGACUAUCUCUUUACUGUGAACCAAAAACUAAACCAACUGAAGGACACAGACCAGGAUGUGAACAUGGUCGUUCCGCUGCACGUACUAAAGGGCAACAUCGACUUUUACACAAACAUCGUCAAAUCUAACGAGAGUCUUGUAGCAAUGCAAAUCAAAGGUUUGGCAAAAAUCCAUGCCUUCAUUCGAGAUCCGAACCUGAACGAGACACGACAGGCAGAUAUCCGCAGAGACUGCCUCGCACUGUGGACAAUUCCAGAUAAGGCUCGAGUCACCCCAAGCACAUCUGAUCCCAAGAGGAAAUUCUAUGAGCUUAUCCAGGGUUCAGACCCCGAAACCUUCAGCUACAAACCUACGUUGCUCGUACCGAAAACGCUGGACAAAAUCAGUCACGUGCUGGACUAUAGGUGCAUGGUGGCCGGAGGGGAGCAGUUCUUUCUGCUGGGGUUAGGGAAGUCUCAGAUCUAUAUAUGGGAUGGAAGUGUGUCGAUGCGAUGGAAAAAACUUGAGAACUUUAAGACUGAGUUACCUAGAGAAACACUACUCUUUGUGGAGAUCAUACAGGAGCUGAAAGGAGAGGGAAAAGCUCAGCGCCGGAUCAGCUCUAUUCAUAUCCUUGACGCACUGAUUCUGAAUGGGACAGACAUCCGGGUUCAGCAUUUUAACCAGCGGAUCCAGAUGGUGGAGAAGUUUGUGAAAGCCGUCUCGAAGCCUAGCCGCUCUGACAUGAACCCCAUCAGGGUCAAAGAGGUGUACCGGCUGGAGGAAAUGGAGCGAAUCUUUGUCAGGUUAGAAAUGAAGAUUACUAAGGGAUCAGGUGGAAUGCCUCGUCUGUCGUACACAGGCCGCGAUGACCGUCACUUCCUACCCACAGGACUCCACAUUGUAAAAACUGUGAAUGAUCCCUGGACAAUGGCGUACAGCAAGACAUCAAAACGCAAAUACUUCUACAACAUAAAAACAAAAGAGUCAACUUACGAGCUUCCCCCGGACUCCAUCACACCGUUCCAUGUCUGCCACUUUGAACGACUCUUGUGGGCCUGGGAAGAAGGGGUUCGUGUCCACGACUCUCAGACCCGAUGUGAUUCAGAGAAGCUUUCCAAAGAGAAUGUACUGUCCUUCAUUCGGCUCCAUUACCAACCAUAGCCCUCUGUGAGCUGUGCCCGGAGCACAUCAGCUGUAAUCCAUUUCAGCAUUGUGCCGCUCAGAUCAUGGAUCCUGCUGUGUGUGACUGAGGGCUUGGCCAGGCCUGCCGGCUGGGGGUGCCCAUCAGUCAUUUGGUGUUGGCAGAAAGACUCUUUCUCUGAUCUCAUUUACUGAACAUCAGCCUGACCGCUCGAGCCCCUGCACAGCACCGAACGUCCAUUAGUGCAGCCUGUGGUGGACUGCGCGGCCGGAUCGCGCUCCAAAUGUCAGGCUCUCGAGGCUUUAGGUGCUUCUGUGAAUGUUGCAUCCCCUCCUCCUCUUCAAAGGCUUCACGUGAAUCUCCCAGAACCUCUGCAAGUAGUCAGACUGUGCAAGAGUUUGAUAUGGCGGAUGGCCGUGGCAGCACAAGCAGUGGCGGGAGAGUGCCAUAUACCAACUGGAACACACACCCUUCCUCGGGAGGACAGUUUAUUUUAGUUUUAUUGCCUUUAUGUUGGGAGGAUGCUGUUUUCUCACUACAGUUCAGGGUUCAGAGUCCUAUUUAUGAUGUAAGACCUAUUUUCUGCAGAUAAAUAAUGUACCUAUAUCUGUUUCAGUUUUGUAAACACGAACAGCACAAAAUAAAUGUAAGUUUAUGUAAAUAUUUAGUGUUGUGUAAUCUCAGCACAGAAUAAAUGCGGAUAACAUUUUCCGUAACUUACCAUUC